UAUGGUGGUAGAUACACAGGUUGUUACAUAGGUUGGGAGAGGAAUUAUUUGCUCACAAAAACACAUGUUUGUUUUAUUUUCCCCCAUUACCCGCCACUUUCCUGUAUCCCUGAUAUGCACACCUGAAUUUGCCAUCAUUUAUCAUGAAUAUGGCACCCUCUGGUGGAAAUAUAACAAUGAAAGGAAAGGCUCACAGAUGUUUACUACGCAGUAGCAAUAUAAACUUAGACAAGAUACUUCUUUGAUAUAUAGCACCUUGUAUCUCCAAUCAGUGCUGUCAUCCUAAUUGGAGGAUUCUAACAGCUUUAGUCCAAGACAUAACUAUUCUGUACUCUGGUAGGCCAUCACAAUGUUAUGCAACGAUGGUAAACCCGUUUCUCUUGUCUAUGACUCUAUUCAUACAUAAGAGGGGAAUGAAGUUGUGAUCUGAGAUCUAGUUAUUCUUGGAUUUAUCUGAGUUCUCGUCAUAGUUAUUUCAGCUAACACAGUCCAUGCCUAUAUAAACAGUACUUUAACCUUCAGCCCUAACGUUUGUAUCUUUCCAAAGUAAACACCCAGUGGUACUUUUGUUGACAUUGUCUUAGGUUACUUUGAGUCCUUUCAUUAGCAGUGCACACAUUCAUCAGCCAGACAAGACAAUGCGCUUCCUCACCCGAGUCUUCAUUUUACUUUCCUUUGGGUGCAUUUCUCUCCUGUGGUUUCUCUGGAGACACACACCACUGAUUCAAGAUAGUCUGAGUAUGAAGGAGGAAAGAGCAAACUCAGCACUGACAUUUGAUACUCUUCUGCAUGUUCAGCAGCUCAGGAAAAAGAUGCUGAGGUCCUUCUGCAAUAAACAUGGCAAAACCAACCAACUUCCUCAUACCCAGCAAAAAGCUUCCCAGACACUAUCUUCCAUGAUGGUGAAUAACAAACUGCAUUUCCUGUAUUGCAAAAUACCAGGCACUGGGGUGGAAGAUUGGGAGAAGCUAUUGGAGAUGCUGGUGGAGAGAGAAGAUGUUACACUGCAUAUGCCAGUCCCCUACCAGCGACAAUUUGGAACCUCUAAGAUGCUGAGUCAUUACAAUGUGACAUCAAUGGAAGCCAUGAUGAAAUCCUACACAAAAGUUAUUUUUAUCAGGGAGCCCUUCCAGAGAAUCAUUUAUGCUUACAUGCAUGGCUUAGCAGAAGGUUUAACCUUUCAGGAGUUUAUUCAGUACAUCUUAGAGGGUGGAUCCAUGAAUGCCAGUGUUGAAUGGACACCGUUAGUUAGCCUGUGCCAUCCAUGCAUCAUCCUUUAUGACUACGUAGUGGUAUUUGGGUUGCUUGGUAGUGAGGUGCACCAUUUAAUGCUUCGGGCAGGGCUUCCAGAAAGCAUCCAGGUUCCUGAAUUCAUAGACUCAAAAAUUCGGUGGACCUACAGCUGGUUGGAAGAUCAGAUGUUCAAAGAACUCUCUCUUGAACAGAAGAAACAGCUAUGCCGUUUUUUUCGGUUUGACUUCGCUGCAUUUCAUUUCCCCCACAGCUUGCUCUGGGACCUCACUUGCAUUUCAGAAAGCAAUUAGAAAAAAAUGAGAGAGGACUCUCUAAUGAAGCAACACCCAAAAUACAUAUCACAAUGAUAACCUUUAUUAGGCUCACUGAGUUAUAUUAUGCCUCACAAGGUUUCCAGGCUCACUCGCUUCUUUAUCGGGCAAGAGUCUUAGUAUCUACAUCUGUUUGAGAUGAAGGCUUAAGAUAUUGCUUAAGGUGGUAUGUAGAAGAAUUGGUGCUGUAGUGGCUCCAUUUCUUUUUGACCAUGAAAGACAGAAAGAACUGUUUAACGAUGGCACCAAUUACACAGAGAGGGAAUGAGGGAGUUGAACUCAAUUACCUAUGGGAGGCCCUUCCAACCCUGCAAUUCUCUGAUUCUGUGACUGAGGACAAAGUCCAUAAGAUCCAGCUGAGAAAAUUCCUGCUUGAUUUGGGACUCACAAAGGCUGAUAAAGAUCUAGGCUGUCUCUAUUUGGUGCAACGCUGCAACGCCACCCCAUCCCCAUUUUUAGACAUAGUAUGGUGAGUCUCUUAAGAGGUCUUUGCACUGUUACCAUAUACUAUUAUUCCACUUUAACUGGAAUGUUUGUAGAUAUCCUAGGAUUGGCAGUUUAAAGAGGUAGAUUAUGAAUUCUCAUCCAGGGCACUGUAGUACUUUAUCAGAAUAUAAAUCCCAUAGUUCUGAGGAAGCAGCCAUGGUACUUCAAGUGGAAUUAUAGUGCUAUAUUUGAAUUCCAGAUAUAUGUUUAGGUGCUACAAUGGCUAAAAUUUUCCAAUGACUGUGAAAUUCAGGUUAACUUACCAUCUGAAUAACUGUGAUGUGUUUUGUUGCAUGAUUAGCACAGAUGCGUCUGAGUAUAUAUAUCCAGGAUUCUGCAUCAGGAAACAUAAAUGUAUUGUGUAGCUUUCUCUUUGCAGUUAUGUCUCACAAUGCUACUAUUCCAAAAGCCACCUUGUAAACGGCACAGUUUCCCCAAAAUAACCAUUUAUGUAUUAUCAGAGUAGUGGAGUUAGUGGUAACAUGUUCAGUUAUGUUCCUGUAACUGAACGCAUCGUGAUAGACAUCUACAGAACCCUGCUGGCAAUGUCCUUGCAAUGCAUCCAGCUAAAUGAAAAAAGCUAAUUGCAUUUCCAAUGAUCCCCUUCUCCCAUUCACUUAUAAUAAACCAUUGAGAUGUGCUGUGUUGUUUACAAGGUGGGUUGAGAAGGAAUUUGGACCAUUGGGUGGUUACAACAUACUUCCAGCCUCCACAAUGACCAGCAAUGGGAGUUUCAAUGGCAAAGAUCUGACAUUUCCAUCACAAUUCAUACAAGCAAUACAUUUUUACAUAUACAGUAGAGUCUCACUUAUCCAAGACUCGCUUAUCCAAGGUUCUGGAUUAUCCAAUGCAUUUUUGUAGUCAAUGUUUUCAAUAUAUCGUGAUAUUUUGGUGCUAAAUUCAUAAAUACAGUAAUUACAACAUAACAUUACUGUGUAUUGAACUACGUUUUCUGUCAAAUUUGUUGUAUAACAUGAUGUUUUGGUGCUUAAUUUGUAAAAUCAUAACCUAAUUUAAUGUUUUUGAGGCUUUUCCCUAAUCCCUCCUUAUUAUCCAAGAUAUUCACUUAUCCAAGGUUCUGCCGGCCCUUUUAGCUUGGAUAAGUGAGACUCUACUAUAGCUUCUUUAUCUAGCCUCAGUGUCUCAAGUGACCUGCAAAUUUGUUCUUUUAUCACAAGUGGCUCUUUCUCCAUCUUCAGUCAGGGGAUACCAGUUGCUAACAUUUGCAGUGAUUAAUAACAUUUAAUACUACUUAUUUCAUUUUUAUGAGACAUAUCCUGUGAGGAGCACAUGAUGCCAUGCUCCUUUUAUUUAAUGUGAUAUAUUUGUUCAAGAAUAGUGUUGGUAGUACAGCGUUAUGUUUAUAAAAUAGUUUGAAAGACGUUGCAGUGACAAUAAUUCUUACUCUUGAAAACAUUAAGCUUUACACAUUGGGUAUUGGCAAGGAGCAGUACUUCUCAGCGAUACAGUGAAUUUAUAGUUUUACAAAGUAUUGUACUAGAUGGCCAUUUCGAUCUUUUCCAAUUCUAUGAUCAGAGCUUGCAAAGCAUUUUAAAAUAAUUGAUAUUUGUUACAGGGGUUGGAAACUAAUUAAUUUCAGUUAGUCAUCACACUAUUAAGAAAGCAACUUAUUGCCUGUAGAUAACCCAUACUUAUGCAACUUGGGGUUGUAUCAGCAUAUGAACGUUUAGUCUCUGCAAUGCCCCUUGCACCACUAGCAUCUCCCCAAUGUAACCAUUGUUUGAUGGGCCAUCAGAACACAAAAUUCAUAGGUUUUCUUGGGAAGGUAUGGGGAGGGACAGGACAUAUUUACUGGUGCAAAACUGCUCAAUGUAGCAACAGAAAAAAGAUGUUGAUGGCAAUAUGUUGGUGGCACAGGUUGAAAGCUCCUCAGUAGAGUGUCCACAUCUUUCUGCUGCAAAGAAUGACUGCAAUAGAGACCUGCCCUCAUCGGUGCUUGCAAUCAUCCCAGUAAGGAGAAUACAGAAGAAGAAAAAUGACUGAAUUAGAAUUUGUUGAAUUGUGUGAUUAUAAUUCAAAAGUGGACAUACAAGCAGAUUGCACUUGUAAGUGUUGUUCCAAUCUUAGUUGCAAGUUUGAAUGAACUUGGUUGCAAGUUUGAAUUCUUUCAAGUUUGCAAGAAUUUCAGAUUCAGAGACAGAGGAACCAUCUUUUUUUCUCCUUUUAACAUUUACAUUCCAGAAAGAACCUUUCAACAGUAAUCCUUUUCUUAGGCAACUGAUUGAGUUUAAAAAACAUAAUUGAAUUAUAAAGCUUCAUGAAUCUGUGACAGAUCUGUUUUCAGCUGUGAGCUUUAGUGUUUUUUUUGUUUUGUUUUUUUGAUCUUUUGAGAUAAAACGAGCUUAAUGAGUAGAGAUACUUCCUUGCGAGUCCUUCAUUCAUACUCUCACGGAUCAUGGUCUAUUUGAAGUUGGGCAGCCAGGAAAAAGAAACUACGUUUGUUCUUCCUUGGAUUUGGGAGGGUGAUCAAGAAAUAAACCACAGUGUGGAGCUCGGCAGGUGAAAGCGUGGAACAGGCUUGAUUACUCUUGCUAUAGUCAGGAAUGGAGAGGAAGUUUAGCCCUCAAUAUAUUAUCAUUUUCAAAGACACUAUUUCAUUAUCCCAUGAAAGGUUGAGAGGAUGAAAUGUUGCAUUCAGGAAUAACUUCUGUAAAGAAUAAAACCACUUGUUCUCCCUAAACUAUACCUUUUUGCAUAAUCACUGCUAGCAAAUGCCUUGGGUGUGGGACGGGGGUAGAAUCAUAGAAUCAUAGAAUAGUAGAGUUGGAAGAGACCUCAUGGGCCAUCCAGUCCAACCCCCUGCUAAGUAGCAGGAAAUCGCAUUCAAAGCACCCCCGACAGAUAGCCAUCCAGCCUCUGCUUAAAAGCCUCCAAAGAAGGAGCCUCCACCACGGCCCAGGGGAGAGAGUUCCACUGUCGAACAGCUCUCACAGUGAGGAAGUUCUUCCUGAUGUUCAGGUGGAAUCUCCUUUCCUGUAGUUUGAAGCCAUUGUUCCGUGUCCUAGUCUGCAGGGCAGCAGAAAACAAGCUUGCUCCCUCCUCCCUAUGACUUCCCUUCACGUAUUUGUACAUGGCUAUCAUGUCUCCUAUCAGCCUUCUCUUCUGCAGGCUAAACAUGCCCAGCUCUUUAAGCCGCUCCUCAUAGGGCUUGUUCUUCAGACCCUUAAUCAUUUUAGUCGCCCUCCUCUGGACGCUUUCCAGCUUGUCAACAUCUCCCUUCAACUGCGGUGCCCAAAAUUGGAUGCAGUAUUCCAGGUGUGGUCUGACCAAGGCAGAAUAGAGGGGGAGCAUAACUUCCCUGGAUCUAGACGCUAUUCCCCUAUUGAUGCAGGCCAGAAUCCCAUUGGCUUUUUUAGCUGCCGCAUCACAUUGUUGGCUCAUGUUUAACUUGUUGUCCACGAGGACUCCAAGGUCUUUUUUGCACACACUGCUGUCAAGCCAGGCGUCCCCCAUUCUGUAUCUUUGAUUUCCAUUUUUUCUGCUGAAGUGAAGUAUCUUACAUUUGUCCCUGUUGAACUUCAUUUUGUUAGUUUCGGCCCAUCUCGCAAGUCUGUCCGGAUCGUUUUGAAUUCUGCUCCUGUCUUCUGGAGUGUUAGCUAUCCCUCCCAGUUUUGUGUCGUCUGCAAACUUGAUGAUCGUGCCUUCUAACCCUUCGUCUAAGUCGUUAAUAAAGAUAUUGAACAGAACCGGGCCCAGGAUGGAGUCCUGCGGCACUCCACUCGUGACUUCUUUCCAUGAUGAAGACGAUGCAUUGGUGAGCACCCUUUGGGUUUGUUCGCUUAGCCAAUUACAGAUCCACCUAACCAUAGUUUUGUCUAGCCCACAUUUUACUAGUUUGUUUGCCAGAAGAUUGUGGGGGACUUUGUCAAAGGCCUUACUGAAAUCCAGGUACGCUACAUCCACAGCAUUCCUUGUAUCGACCCAACUCGUAACUCUAUCGAAAAAAGAGAUCAGAUUAGUCUGGCAUGACUUGUUUUUGGUAAAUCCGUGUUGACUAUUAGCAAUGACCGCAUUUGUUUCUAAGUGUUCACAGACCACUUCCUUAAUGAUCUUUUCCGGAGUGGAAUUGCAUGCACACUACACCGUGAUUAUGUGGAUGUGAUAUUUACCAAUAAGCAAACUUGCAAAACAUUUUAGAACAUAUUUAUUUGUGCAAAUUUGUUCAUUUCAAGCAAAAAAAAUUCAGAUCAACACAAUAUCAAUCAUUAAGAAAACUCUUAAUAGGGUUCUGUAAAGUAUUCAGUUAAACUAAUGCUAAGUAUUUCUUCAAAACCACUCAUUCUUAUGAGAAGUUACUAACAAUGAAAGACACUAUUAAUCUUACUCUUUUUGGAAUCUGCCUUUCUUUUUAAGAAAGGUACGCUGCAGUUAUAUUUGAUUUGUGUAACUUGUUCUACAGUUAUGUUAGUUUGCCCUUACUAAUCAUAAGAUUUAGUGGAUGGAACAGGUAUCAACAAGCACUUGAACAAGGAACACUUUGAGCAUUGGAACAACUACUUAUUGUGUUUAUGGAUAACAUAUAUCAGAUUGGGGGAAAUGGCUCUACUCAGCAUGACAAAAACAUGGCAAUUCUAUCUACCAUAAAAUGUAUACACACCACAAAUAUCUAUACAACAAGCACAAGAUGGGAGACUUGAUCUGUGCACUUCUUUUGUUCCAACACGAAAUGUCAACUUUCAGUAUAGAAUGCUAAGUUUCAUUUUUGAAAAUAAUUAAACAUCAGAAGCAGACAUACUCUUAAGUAGUAGCAUGAUAACAUUCAGUGAUCUUUGUCUAGGAUGGUGAGUUAGCAUACUUAGGCCAAAAUCCUCUUGGCACACUAUGCUGGUUGUUUCUACAACACUGUAAGGCAAUGUCAGCAGGAAGAAAAGGGCAUAGGUACCAAAGCCAUAAACAAAAAAAGACAUUGGAGAAGGCGGCUGCUCACAACUGGCAGAUUUUGACUGCCUUCCUUCACAACCACUGUGUAACUAUGGAGAAAAGUAGAACUACUUAAACAGUGUACCAAAAGGAUUCCAGCCUAAAUAAACAUUUAGAAAAACAAAGGGUUAGAGCAAGACUUCCUCAAAGCUGACCUUCUGAAAUCAACGGGCGCUUAGCUAGUGGCUCAAGGUUAAAAGUUCUGCAGUCAAUUUAUCUAGGUCUCCUCCAAAUUAACUGUUUGCACUGUCAGUAUUAUGAGUCAUAUGCAUCUUUAACUGACCAAUAUCAGAUAAAAUAGGAGCAUCAUUCAUUAGUAGUGGCAAUCAAGGCAACAAAGCAACAAUGAAUGUUGGCUAUGCUUUUGUUCUAGAAGAUACGAUAUCCUGCUUCUUAUUUUCUGCAGUCAACCAUAUAUUAUAUUAUUUUGCUGUGUGCUUCAAUUCAUUUCCUAAGGUGAUCAUGGAGUUUUCUAGGUAAGAUUUGUUUGGGAGGGGUUCAUUUUUUCUUUUUCUGAGGCCGAGGGUGUAUGAUUUCUCCAAGGUCACCCAGUGUGUCCCAAUGACUGAGCAGGGAUUCAAACCCUGGUCUCCAGAAUAGUAAUCCUAACCACUACACCAUGUUGGCUCUCUAAUAUAUUGUAAAUCAAGGGGAAAUUACAAAAUCUCUACCUUUUGCAACAUUUUGUGGCAGAUUAUGCAGUUCAUUAACGUAGCAUCUUUCCCCAUAAGGCAUUUGUGUUUUACUAAAUAAGGUAUAUAGCAUAAGGAGUGCAAUGUGAUAUAAUUUGGGACAAUGGAGUGUGAGCCAUGUAAAAGGCAUACAUGGUUAUUGAAAUUGUAUUCAAGCAUCUCUAGCAUCAGUAGAAAUUGACACAUCUUCGGGAAACAGACCUGGGCCAACAAUUCUCAUUUCUCCAACAGUCAGAGAUCAAACCUGUCCAACCGUCAAGGAGUCUUCUCAUUUUGCCAUCCUUGGAGGGCUCCUCGUGCACUGUUUAAUUCAGCAAAGCAAUAGCUCAAUCUAUCAGAUUUUUCAAAAACAACAUUCUGAUCCUUUUAGUUGACUGGACAUGGUUCACUUUAAUGGUGUCUGACUGAGUCCACCAUAAUAUACUACACACUGCAAAUAACCUGACUUCGUGAAUCACAGAGACUACAAAGAAUGGAACAUUAUUGCAGAAGAAAGUGGCUGCCAACCUUCCUAGGAAGUUUUCUACAAAUUACAGUCGUCCAUGGUACCUGAUAAUCUCAAUUUAGUACCAGAAAAGGAAUGGGGAAAUGUACCAUAAGAAACAAGCUUUCUCUGACUUAACAGUAUUUACAUUGUGGGAUUUUUCAUAAUCCUUUCACAUUCCUAUACUUGCCCAGUCAAAAUGUAGCUUAUUCCUUGUAAUAGGAGUAGAAGAUUGCAUCCAAGACGGGAAUUGUGUGCAUUGAUAUUGGGCCCCCAAAAGUCAGAAAUGUAUUUUUUUAAAAAGAAAAUAACCCAAAUACCUUCUAAGGAGUAUUGGAGUGUUUUCACCAUAUGUUUGUUCCAUUAUGCUACUUUAGGUCCAGCAGGAGCAUUUUAAAAACCUCUUUAAAAGAGCCUCUUCUGAGCUUCAAGUGGCCCAGAAGAACCAAAAACAUAUAGUGGAAAUGCCCUCCAUGUCUGCUCACUCCCCAUAUAAUGUAUUUGAAAAAUGUGGGUUUUUUCCCCUUAGAAAAUAUGGUGGGUCUGCAGUCCUCCAAGGUCUCCUGGGUGCUAAUCUCAGUUUAGAUUACAGCCUUCAUUUUGUGAGUAAAUUGCUAAAAUCAACACCUCCUUCUUCCAAGUAAAACUACUCAGAUCAGAACAUUAGCUAAUACUGGUGCAAAACUGCUAACAUAUUUAGAAUUCUCAAUGUAGCAACAAAAAAAAAGAAUAUGUUGGAGGCACAGGCUGAAAACUGAGUAAAGUUUCCACAUCUUUCUGAUGCAAAGAAUGACUGCAAUAGGGACCUGCCCUCAUUGGUGCUUACAAUCAUCCCAUUAAGGAGAAUACGAGGAAAAUGGCUGAGUUAGAAUUAGUUGAAUUGUGUGAUUAUACUUCAAAAGUGAACAUACAAACAGAAUGCUGCUCCAAUCUUGGUUGCAAGUUUGAAUGAACUUGGUUGCCAGUUUGAAUUCUUGCAAGUUUGCAGUAAUGUCAGAUUCACAGACAGAACAACCAUCUUUUUUUUUUCCUCCUCUUAACAUUUACUUUCCAGAAAGAACCUCUCAACAGUAAUCCCUUUCUUAGGCAACUGAUUGAGUUAAAAAAAAUUGAAUUAUAAAGCUUCAUGAAUCAGUGACAGAUUUGUUUUCAGCUUUGAAUUUUAGAGUUCUGUUUUGGUUUUUUUGGUCCUCUGAAGUAAAACCAGCUUAAUGAGUAGAGAUGCAUUCUUGCAAGUCCUCCAUUCAUACUCUCACGGACCAUGGUUUAAAAGUGCCUGGCUUAGCAGAUGGACACUGGACAAAAAUAAAUAGAUAGAUAAAAUUAAUAUACAUGAAAAAAUGGGAUAAAUAUUUAACAUGAAAUAUCUAGGUCAAACCUGAGAUUGGUCAUGUUCCAGUUGCCAGGUGACAACAGAAUAAAGCCCACCUCAGACUGACUGUUUCUCCACCCAAAAACCCAAAGAGAGAAAAACUGGAAUGAUCUAUAUUCAGUGGUGAGUUAUAGACAACAUGUGGUGGAGGGUUGUAUAUGUGUGGAGUGGACUAUCUUAGCUUGAUAUUGUGGGGCAAGGCCUUCCUCUUGCUGGAUCUAUGAACUACUUUAUAUACUCAUGUAUAAGACAAGAAAUACUAGUUUAAAAAAUCAACCCAAAAAACCAGGGUUGACUUGUCCAUGAGUCAAUGUGAGUGCUGUACUAUAAUUCUUACAAGAAAACCCCCAUUAUCUCAUCUGAGUAGCCCGGCAAAAGAGCUUAGUCCAUCUUGGGAGAAUCUAAAAGAAGCACAAGCCCCCUGUACUCCCUCCACUAUGGCACUUCUGGCCUUUUUGAAUUACUGCGUGGGAAAAUGUUUGCAGUGACCAAGUGUGAUUGGCCUCUAGCAGCAACAUUAAUGAUUCCCCUCUUCGUGGAAUGAUCCUCAAUUUAUCCAGAAGUUGUAGCGAAAUCCAUAAUUUUGGCCUUAAACUGCCCUCAGCUUAGGCAUGAAAUCAACAUAUACAUGAGUAUAUAAGGUAUUCUUAAUUAUAUUACAAGAGAUUAAGAAACUAAAAAGGCGUAUUAACCUACCAUUUUGGUGAAGACGUCAACACAAGCAUUGCGAAUUCUCUCUGGAGUGGCAGGGCUGUCUAAUCUGAAAGGCUCUUUUAGUCCUGAUUCUUGCCUGGCAGCAAUAAUUGCAUCUUUAAUGGCAUAAAACACAGACGCUGAUAGGAAUAAGGGAGGCUCGCCCACAGCCUACAAGAUAAAAAAGGAUCAGGCCUUACACCAACCAUUUCAUAUUCACAGCUUAGAGGGAAAUUGUUCACAUAGGCUACCCAUGAUAUGGAGAAUAGUCUUUAUCAAUUCUUAAUGUCAGUAUGUUUUCAGCAUCCCAUUUAGUACCACGAUAAGUUCAAAAAGGAUACAUUGAUACAUCAUCAUCAUCAUCAUCAUCAUCUUUCUCCCAAUAAUGAAACUCAAAGUGGCUAACAAUAUAUUUAAAAACAAUACAGGUUCAAAAUAACAUUGAUUCAAAUAUACAUGUAAAUGUUAUUUUAAAAUGUAUUGAGUAAAAACAUUUAAUAUUCAAAACAUUUGAAUGUAUUCAAAAUAUUCAAAUUCAUUAAAAUGCAAUGCAAACAUAAAGCAGCACAACACAUCAAUAAAACCCCAUCCAAUUCAAUUUCUAAAAUGCUGGUGGCGCAAGUCCAUUUUCAGUUGCAAAUGGAAGAAGAGGAAUGAAGGAGACAUCCUGGGCUCUUUAAAACGGAAGCUCCAAAGACUGGGAACUACCACCAGUCAGAAUGCAAAAGACAUGAAUACUAAGGCUUGGCUUUGUUAGUGUGCUGGAUUUGCUAUCAUUACAGAUUUCAAUAUAAAGCAAAGAAAGGAUACAUAAAGGUAACUUUAUUUGCAAGUUAUCAUUUCAGUGUUACUGUCUGCUUUAAGUUUGAACACACCACCUGUGUGGAAGACCAGGGAUUUCUCCAUGUUAUACUUACCUUGGACGAAUAAAUGGCCUUGCUGUUUGGACAGUCCCGGAGAAGAGACACAUGGAACUCUGUGGGGAUGUCACCAAAUGAAGGGAUUUUGUACAUUCCAGGCCCUCGGGUGUACAAAUUGCCUUCUGGGGAAUAGCGCAGCUCUUCUAGAGUAAAAAGCCCAACUCCUUGCACAAAUCCCCCUUCUAUCUGCAAAAGUAUAUAAAGCACAGAUUGCAUUCUUAUUUGGACAUCACCUGGAUACAAAAUAGGUUUUGGACUCCCACAAUAUACUAACUUUCUAAAAAAAAACCAAAGUCAUGUCACUGUCACAGGUGAAGUACUCAAUCCAAGAAGUACAGAAAAGGGCUGUAAUUAUUUAGUGCUUAAAGAAAAACAAUCUUGCAGGUUCAAACUUCUCAUAGUCUAUAUCAGUGGUUCUCACCUUGUGGGUCCCCAGGUGUUUUGGCCUUCAACUCCCAGAAAUCCUAAAAGCUGGUAAGCUGACUAGGAUUUCUGGGAGUUUUAGAGCACCCACAGGUUGAGAACCACUAUAUGUUAAAAAAACCUUAAGCUAUCUUGUGAGUGCCCUACCCAUGUUUUUCCUUUUUCUAUCUAGCAUGUGAAUUGUAUAAUGUUUCUAAACCUUGAUAAACAAAUGCAACUUUAAAAAACUGUUGAUUAACAAUCUCCCAUGUCAAAUAGUUCAUGUGACUGCCACUGAUUAUGAUCCCUGUUUCUGGUCAUUGUUGAGUAUAUUCUGUUUGUUUGCACUCACAUUCUUUUCAGCUCAAGAGAACAUGGGAUUGUUGCAUUACUUACCUGCCCAAUGUCUAUGGCAGGGUUCAGGCUGGUGCCAACAUCCAUCACGAUGUCUGUGCGAAGAUUCUAAAUAUGGACAGGAGCAGGGACAGGACAGACAAUAGACAAAUUAAGUAAAAUACUGUCCCUUUUGAUUUUGCCUGUUCACAUAUUUUGUAAUGGGUGUUACAAAAUGCAUUAGUUAUCACCUGAAGAUUUAUAGGUCAAAUCUCAGCCCAGACUCAAAUGCAUCAAGUUGCCUGGGGCUAUGUGGUCACUUCCACCUGACCACAAAAGAGGAUACAACAUCAAAAAAUUGCAGAAGCUACUUUAUAUAUAGAUAUAAAUGCAAAUCUUUUGCCAAUACCUUUAUAUCAGUGGUGUCAAACUUAUGGCCCUCCAAAAGUUUUGGACUUUGACUCCCAGAAUUCCUAACCAUUGGAUAAGCUGGCUAGGGCUUCUGGGAAUUGGAGGUCAAAACAUCUGGAGGGCCACAAGUUUGACAUCCCUGCUUUGUAUGCUCCCAUAGAGCAAACACAUUUUAAAUGUGAGUGCAUGUGUUACUUUAGGUCACCUGUAAACUUAUAGUGACUUCUUGAUUUUCUUAGGUGAGGAAUACUUAGAGUUGGUUUGUUAUGGUCAAUUGCCUUCCUCUGAACUACAGUCUACAGCACUUGAUAGUCCUUGGCAAUAGUCUCUCAUCCAGAUACCAACCCAGACUAACCUUGCUCAACUUCCAAGACCAAAUGGAAUCUGGAGUAUUUAUCCCUCGUAUUUGCAGUUAUUUGCUAUAGUAUAAAAAUGCAUCUUGCCAUAAUAGGAAAGACUAUGACCAGGUGUUCUGCUCCAUCUACCGUCCAAAAGCUAACUGCUAAUAGCACUCUCCUUUUCUAAGGUUCUUUAGUUUUAAAGAGGGCUUUUUGAUGGCCAUUCCCAGGCUCUUGAACUACUUACCUGGACAAUCUAAACUAGCACAAACCUUGUGUUCUUUCCACCAGGAAUAAUGAUUUCUAGAAGAGAUUUUAGCUUUUCCCGUGCUAUAAGUAAAGUUCUUCCUUUAUUGACUGGUUUAACAUUUUGUGUUUUUAAUAUACAGUAUUUCUGUUUUUAUGAAAUGUCCUAAUGUAUUGUUUUAUUUGUAUUUUUAUUCAAUCAUGUUGUUAACUAUGAGUGAAGAGGGGGCAGCCAGAAAGACACAGCUCCAUCGUGUCUCCUCCACCAGCAGUUGGGAUUGAGCCCCAGAACUGAUGGAAGGAGAAGCGGCUAUAGAGUCAUAAGAGCUAGCAACCUGAACGACACUGCCGCAAAAUUUAAAUGCUAAAAUAUCAAAGCUAAAAUAUUAUCCAAAUUUAAGCUAUUCAGCCAGAAAUGAAAAAGAAUAGCACAGGAUCAUAUAUUUUGACAAAUGGUAGAUUUGCGUGAAGCCCAAAAGGUAGAUUGACGACAAAUCUAAUAAAGGAAAAGUAUAAAGGAAUGGUUAACUAUGUACCAUUUCCUUCCUAUUGGCUGCAAAUAUGAGAUAUAAACAUGAUAAAUGAAUAAUAAAUAAAAUAGAUUUGGACUUAUCACAGGAACUUCAAAUGAUAUCUUCUAUUUUGAGUCUCUUUCUCAUAUGAGUCUCUCGGAAACAAAGAGUUUCCAUAAUUAUUUGGUGUUGUUUUUUUUAAGGAAGUGCCAUUUUUUCCAAAUGGGAUAUUUUAGUCCAUUUACAUUCCUUGUGAUUCUUUUUAGAAUCAUUUUACUUGUGUUAUUAAAAUAUCUUGAUUUGUUAUCUUGAUCAAUUCUCAUAUUUUAUUAUUCUUAUUGAGUUCUCAGCUUUUUGGGUAAUUACUUUUGGGAUAUCUUCCUACUACUGGGGUCUCUUCCCUUAACCAAGUAUUCCACCCUCAGUCUCCAAAACUGAUCACAGCAAACUAAACAGUAUGAAGAGGAGUGGUAAGUACACUCACACAGAGAGAGAAGUUGAGUCUCAAAGCCAUAGUACUAGAAAUGAAAACAUGUUCCCCACAUCCAACACAUUAUUAAAUAUCCACCACACACACAAACAAACAUGACCAUCAUCAUCACCACCAGCAGCAGCACAAAAAUACUCUUAACUAUUUGUUUAGCAUGUUUACCUUGUGAUCACCUGUAAGGCAGUCUAUCUCAACCUCAGAACAAGAAACACCAUAGGAGAAAUAAGCAAAAGCCUUUCCCUCAUUCUUCUCAGGGUCAUAGUCAAGGUCAGGAAUUCU
This is a messenger RNA of Anolis carolinensis (green anole), 14164 nucleotides long. RefSeq names its product carbohydrate sulfotransferase 9. Gene Ontology annotation, molecular function: sulfotransferase activity. The transcript has 2 exons. Gene Ontology annotation, biological process: proteoglycan biosynthetic process; carbohydrate biosynthetic process. The record is from RefSeq and is a predicted model, not a curated record. Lineage: Eukaryota; Metazoa; Chordata; Lepidosauria; Squamata; Anolidae. Bases 639 to 1544 code for a protein of 301 amino acids. Gene Ontology annotation, cellular component: membrane.